Messenger RNA from Knipowitschia caucasica, 309 nucleotides. The record is from the annotation of a GenBank genome assembly. NCBI's taxonomy places the organism in Eukaryota, Metazoa, Chordata, Actinopteri, Gobiiformes, Gobiidae.
AUGCGUCUGAAGCAGGGGUUUCGUUCUGAAGACUGGGAUGCACCGUCCAAGCUUGACUGCAGUGUUCCGAGGGUGAGAUGUCGAGAAAGAAUGUCUUCAGUGCAGCCAGUGGGGCUGGGAUGCUCCUCUCCGAUGGUGCGUCAGAAGCGCAGCCGCCGCCGCUGCUCUCAGCUCGUUCAGGAGGAGGGGGGGGGGGGGGGGGAGAGGGGGGCGGGUGGGCUGCAGCGGCUUUAUGUGAUACAGCCUCAUCUGCGCUUUGACAGCCAAUGUGGAUUACUAGUCGUCACAUCGUGGGCAGACAACGUUUAA